This is a messenger RNA of Ilex paraguariensis (yerba mate), 1038 nucleotides long. The record is from the annotation of a GenBank genome assembly. Lineage: Eukaryota; Viridiplantae; Streptophyta; Magnoliopsida; Aquifoliales; Aquifoliaceae.
AUGGUUCCAACAAUGAUUGCAAGUGUAGAAGCUAUGCUCGAAGGAUGGAGACAUAAUGUAGGUAAGGAGACAGAGGUAUAUGAAGCAUUCAGUGUUUUGACAUCAGAAGUGAUAUCAAAGACAGCUUUUGGAAGCAGUUACUUGGAAGGGAAAAGUAUAUUUGAGAUGUUGGAGAAGUUGGGCAUAGUACUUUUCAGAAAUGAUGGGAAAGUACGUUUUCCCAUCCCCGAAAAAUUAUACAAAACAGCGGAUGAUAUUGAGUCAGAUGAACUUGAACAAUCACUGCGUAACUCCAUUAUAGCAAUUGUAAAUAAAAGGGAAGAGAAAAUCAAGAAUGGAGAAGCAAAUAGCUAUGGGAAUGAUUUUCUUGGAUCACUGAUAAACAUCUAUCGUGACAAGGAUGAGAAUAACAGGAUUUCGCUAGAUGAUCUGAUUGAUGAGUGCAAGACAUUCUACCUUGCGGGACAUGAAACAACUAGCAGCUCACUAACUUGGGUCAUUCUUCUUCUAGCAAUCCACACAGAUUGGCAACAGAAAGCCAGGGAAGAGGUCCUUGAACUUUUCGGCAAAGAAACUCCCAAUCCUGAGGGAAUCGCGAAAUUAAAGAUUGUCAACAUGAUCAUUUGUGAAACAUUGAGGCUAUACCCUCCAGUUACUACACUUCCAAGAACAGUGAAAAGCAAAGUUAGACUGGGGAAGCUUGUUCUUCCACCUAAUAUAGAGAUUUUUAUUCCACCUCUAGCACUCCACCUGAACCCCGAAAUAUGGGGACGAGAUGCUCACCUCUUUAAGCCAGAGAGAUUUUUGGAAGGGGUGGCUAAAGCAACAAAUAACAACACGAUGGCUUUUCUUCCAUUUGGUUAUGGACCUCGAACGUGUGUGGGCUUGAACUUUGCAAAUACUGAAGCAAAGAUUGUACUCUCAAUGAUCCUGCAACGUUACAAGUUCACUCUUUCGCCAUCUUAUGUCCACUCACCCUUUCCGUUUCUCACUAUACGCCCCCAACAUGGAGUUCAAGUGGUGCUCCAGUCGAUAUAA